GCCAAGUAUGCCAUGGUGUUUUUCUAUGGUGUCCGUGUGUGAAUGCGCUAGUAGCAUGCUAGUAGCGCAGUGGUUUUUCUGGUGAUCUCUUUGUACAGUCUCUCGCUCAAAGUUCGGACCUGCGACAACACAUGAGUGUGAGUCCUUGAAGUGUAACUGACCUGGAACUACUUCAAAAAAGAUAAUGGCAAGGGACACCUCAAAGACGAAACUUUCGAGGCACCUCCUCGACAUGAAGUUUAUGAAAAAAAGCAAGGAAAAGGCACAGAAAGACGAGGAGGAUGAAGAACAUCGCUCGUUAUUCAACAGUGAUGCAAUGGACAACAUAAAAAAGGAGGGGUCACGUUAUAUUAUUCAAGAGAGCUAUGCACCAUGCUUAGGGCUGAGUCUUCCUAGAAUGUCCUUCAAGGGCCGUAAUCCAGAAAUUGAGCGAUUAAUGCAAGGUGAAAAUGAAAAGGCGCCACAAACAUGCAAAAUGCCUGGCAUUCCAGAUGAAGAAAUGGCUGAAAGGUACUCCACUCUUGUUGGUACCAUUGCUAAGAAGUUUGACAAGAGAAAACAAGCCAACCAUUGUUCCCCAGAGAAGGCUGACAAGAUAAAAGUACUGAAGCGCUUUAAAUUUGAGCAGCCAUCAGAUGAUUGAGCAGGCAAGAACUUGCCUGGUGACAUAAAGGGACUUUUAUCUUUGCAUUGCAGUCAUACAUUUGCCAGAAGCAGUGUGCCUUUCUGCCGAAUUGCAUAAAGAUAGCACUUUUA
This is a messenger RNA of Dermacentor silvarum, 756 nucleotides long. It is a transcript of the gene Mpp6, whose product is annotated as M-phase phosphoprotein 6-like. NCBI's taxonomy places the organism in Eukaryota, Metazoa, Arthropoda, Arachnida, Ixodida, Ixodidae. The record is from RefSeq and is a predicted model, not a curated record. Gene Ontology annotation, biological process: maturation of 5.8S rRNA. The transcript has 5 exons. Bases 185 to 643 code for a protein of 152 amino acids.